ACUCCUGCAUUUCAAGGUAUAGAUGCUCUCAUAAUCCUCACAAGUGCAGUUCCACAAAUGAAGCCCGGGUUUGAUCCAACAAAAGGUGGAAGGCCUGAGUUCUAUUUUGAUGAUGGUGCAUAUCCUGAACAGGUUGACUGGAUUGGCCAGAAGAAUCAAAUAGAUGCUGCCAAGGCUGCAGGAGUGAAGCAUGUUGUGUUGGUUGGGUCUAUGGGUGGAACAAACACUAAUCAUCCUCUGAACAGCUUGGGAAAUGGGAAUAUAUUGAUUUGGAAGAGAAAGGCUGAACAGUAUCUUGCUGAUUCUGGUCUUCCAUACACAAUCAUAAGGCCCGGUGGUUUGCUAGAUAAAGAAGGAGGGAUUAGGGAACUGAUUGUGGGAAAAGAUGAC
Messenger RNA from Vigna radiata var. radiata (mung bean), 390 nucleotides. RefSeq lists its product as uncharacterized. Gene Ontology annotation, molecular function: oxidoreductase activity. The transcript has 5 exons. The annotation marks the transcript as partial. The record is from RefSeq and is a predicted model, not a curated record. NCBI's taxonomy places the organism in Eukaryota, Viridiplantae, Streptophyta, Magnoliopsida, Fabales, Fabaceae. Gene Ontology annotation, cellular component: chloroplast.